CUCAUCUUCAUCAACGCCAACACCAGAUGGAUCAUCACACAUGCCUGAUAAAUCGGUGAAACUCAACCCCGCCGCCAACACUUUUCUAGGCGAACCGUUCGAACUCAGACCCCUUAUCAGCGAGAUUUUACGCACCAAGUAUUGUGUCCCUGGAAGCGUCUUUCUUGUCGAGGGCGUCGAUCGUGUUUCUAUCUCAAGAUCGGGACGAUGGCAGGUCAUUCGACUUGUUCUUGGUGACGGGGAGGUUUGUAUUCAGGCGAUACUGGCGCCUGAUAUGCAUCGCUUUGUCACCACAGGGGAUAUCGCCUUGGGGGCUUAUGUUCGGUGUGAGAAGUUCGACGUGAAGUGGAAGGACGUUGGUGAACAGAGCAUGGUGAUGCUGAUGGUGCGAGACCUGAUCACUGUUGGUUGGAAUGAAUCAUAUCGAGCGCUUUGGAAGAAAGAUGAACUUCUACCCAAACAAGUUCCGGCACCAGCACUUCAAGCAAAGACAGCGCCUCAGCCAGAGGUCAAGCCGGCUCACGAUCAACCCGAACUUCCAAAGGGACCCCCCAAGCCAACUUUCGAAGAUUAUUCGGAGUUUGAUGAUGUCGACGAAGCAGCCGCCGAAGAAGCAUUCGAAGCCUUCGAGAGACUUAUGAAUGCCACCAGACCCACGACACCCCAAAAGGCGCCUCCACCACAGAAGAUUGAGUCUCCACGAAAGAUUGAGGCAGUGCAGAAGCCACAGACACCGAAGAAGGCAGAACCUUCACGGAAACCACGAACACCACAAAAGACAGAAACUCUACAGAAGCCACAAACACCACAAAAGACUGAGAUAACCCAAGACACACCAACGUCCCACCAACCAAUCGCCCUUCCCCGCGACUGGCACAAUCCCCAAACACCCCUCAAACUCACCAUCCUCCGCCAAAUCCCCCACCUGCCCUACGCCCAAAACUGGUCCUGCAACGUCCUCGCCAUAGUCUCGUACCUGUCAGCAGUUGAACCCUCGAGUCUUCCACCCUACCGACAGCGAAUAGCACGCCUCGCAGACCCGUCUACAUCAAAGCAGGUACACCUAACAGUCUUUUUGGAUCCGGAAGCGUUCACUCCCCGUGUUGGGAGUGCAGUUCUUCUUGUGGGUGUGAAGAACCAUCGGUUUGAUGGGGGCAGUUUGAAGAUGUAUGAGAGUGAUCGGAAGAAUGGACGGUGGUGGUUUGAGAAUCCUGUUGAGAUGGAGUGGUGUGAUGUUGAGGGGAUUAAUGAUUGGUGGGCGCAAGUGUCUGCAGCUACACAGGGUCGACGUUAGUACCGUUAGAUGAACUAGUCCCGCAAAUAUUGUUGCGUUCUCUCAUUUCGGUAUUUGGCAUGUUAGCAUAAAUAAGACCUGGCACUGAGGAUAUCACGAAUCAAGAAAUAGUGGAAU
Messenger RNA from Fusarium redolens, 1411 nucleotides. RefSeq lists its product as uncharacterized. The transcript has a single exon. The record is from RefSeq and is a predicted model, not a curated record. Lineage: Eukaryota; Fungi; Ascomycota; Sordariomycetes; Hypocreales; Nectriaceae. Bases 41 to 1294 code for a protein of 417 amino acids.